Folsomia candida is the source of this 5622-nucleotide messenger RNA. RefSeq lists its product as uncharacterized. The transcript is spliced from 13 exons. Bases 686 to 4726 code for a protein of 1346 amino acids. Lineage: Eukaryota; Metazoa; Arthropoda; Collembola; Entomobryomorpha; Isotomidae. The record is from RefSeq and is a predicted model, not a curated record. Gene Ontology annotation, biological process: signal transduction.
GUAGGUAGGUGCCUAAAAUAGCAAGCCCGUCCACCCGAAACUCAUCUUCUCCCAGGUGGACGUUGAUAAGGGAGAUAAGAUAAGGCCCAAUUAAUAAGUGGUGAAAGUCCUCCCUGUAUCUGGCCAAACUCUGGGUGAAAACGAGUCAUUGGUGGUCACGCGUGGAUGGAUGAUCCCACAAGAAUCAACCACAAUAAUAAAUUUGCUGGCUGCUACUGCUCUCUCAGCCAGUCCAGCCACGAUACUUACACGACUCGGAGACACUUGAUUAGAGAUUUUGUUACUAUUUCUUUGACUCAUUCCUCUCAUGGGAAAUACGGACUGAAUGUGACGAGAGUGCACAUUUUUUGUUAUUUUUCUCGCUUAUCAGUCACCCUUUCUUCUGAAAGAGAGAGAGACUGGCCGAGAUUGAGAAGCAAUUACUCACUGGUUGUAUGUAUAUGUGCUGCCAGAUUUAUUAGUCAUCACGGCAUUCAACAAGUUGUCACUUGAUAAUAUAAUGUGACGAUUAUGGGAUUAUUGAUCGUAUUCAGAUAACACUGCGAAAUAGAAAUAUUUGCACAAGUUUUAAUGAUGUGAUGAUGACAAAGAUAGAAACGCGUCUUUUUGAGGGUAGAAUGACAUCGGUAUCGUUGAACCUUUGAUUAAGGUGACGUUGACAUCGUGGCGAAAAUAUAAUAGCAGAAUGGAUAUAAACGUGGACGCCAAACCUGUUCCCGUUCCGAGGCAGAGGUUAUCAACAUCGUCACAACAGUCACCCCCCGUGACGCAGAAGCCUGUCCCACUCCCGAGAAAAUUGACGGCAACGACAACGACGUCACUGGGAGAGAAAAGGGAAAAUAUGGGCAGUACGGGCGAUGAUGACGAUAACUUUAGCCUAUCGUCCAUACCAGAUGCUCCUUCACUCCUCCCCCCGUCUGCGAAACGAGGCACCAUUAAUAUUUUUCAACUUGCCAAUCAGCUCGACGACCCUUUCAACGAUUUUGAUGUAGAAUUUAAGAAGGAGGAGAAUAUAGAUCAUCAUCAUCGUCGUCCCACACCAUUGCACAUCACACCACCCCCACGCUCCCCACGUUCCCCACGUCCUGCAUCGUCACCACACCCACCGCCUUCCAAGACCCCGGAGGCAUCAUCGUCACCACUUCUUCUCUCCAAUAUUUCAUUCCCCUCGCCCCUAUUCGAUCUGGAUGAAGAGACGAGGCGACGGAUUUCCACGUUUUCAUCACUAUCAUCCACAUCGACGGAUGAUUCGUCGGAUCAUUACAUGGAACCCCCUCCUGCAAGACCCGUCUCGGCCGAAUUAGCUGCAAAUCUUAGCAAAAAUGUGUUCUCGGGAGUUUAUAGAGGAAGCCGAACAGGAUCUGGCCGUAGCUCCAAGCUUCCUCCACUCCACGAUGGCAAUGAAGAAGAGGAUGAACAGGAAAGGAUCCCAACCGUAAGAUUCCAGCAUCAUCACCACCCCAUCGAAAAAGUUGCUAGCUGUCCCCCCGCCCCACUGGCGGACGAGGACGAAGAAUAUGAACCUAUUGCGGCACCAUCAUCAACGCAGAACUUUGAAAGGCUUCCUUCCUCCCCAGGAUUUCCAUCGAAUAACAAUUUCCAUGAUAAUAAAAGGGUCACGGUGCCUAAUGUGAACGUCAAUUUUAACAUUAAUCACAACGAGGGAAGCAUGAAAGGUAAAAAGGGGCUGAGUCGUUUCACUGAGAGCAGACUCAAAUUUGAGGGCAGCAAUGAUUUGAGCAGUAGUCGGAGUAGUUCAAGUCAUCGUCAAUCCGAUGGAGGUGUGAGUGACACCGAGUCCACGGAUUCUUUCCAAUUUUCCAGGUCAAAAAAUGACAUCGUGAAGCGCAGUUCAUCUCAGAGGAGCAGUACGGGAAGUCUGAGGAGGGUGCAUGAGUACGACGAUGUAGCCAUUGAGGAUGGGACCGUCGUAUUUUUGGACAACAUGGAGAAUGCAGCAGCACUCUCAGACGAGACAAACAACAACUCUUCAAAUAGUUUGGCUUCCAGGAAUUCGGUAAUUGCAGAGUUUGACCCACUUCUCUACUCGUUUGCGGAAGUGCCCAAGCCACCACUGCCUCCGCCUAGUACUAAAAGAACAAACCUUAUCAAUGGGACUACACCUACACCGAAGGUGACAACAAAGGAAAUUAAUGAUAAUGACGAGGACGAUGAUAUAACAUCGGAAAAAUAUCUCGACCUUAAUGAUGAUCCACAACAUAGAUAUGAAUACAUUGACACUGACGCGGAGGAUGGACGUAGCAGCUGUUCCAACUCAAACAAUGAAGAUUCUCCUCCAAGCAACCCACCAUCAGCGGUGGUUGAAAAUCCAACUUAUUCCUUCGCAGUGGAUUUCAAAGCUAAUUUUCGAAAGCAGCCCAAUCAACCACCACAAAAAGAAGUGGAGGAUCAGGAGGGAACGGAAAACGGAUCAGCAAGUAUGGAAGAGGAAUACGAGUCCAUCGAACCGCCUCCAACCCCACCAAAACCAGGUCAAAGGUCUCCCGUCUCGAAAGAAUUAGUACAAUCGCCACCAUCACCACCCUCUGCUUCCUCCUCCAACGGUGGGGGUGAUGCCUCUGUCCCUUCAUUUUUCCGUCGAUUUUCCUCCAAAUUCCGCCUCAACUCAAUCCGUGAAGAGAGCACUGCCUGUCGAAAAUGUGGGAACGAACACGGAGAAAAGGAACGCUGCCGAUUCUACCCCCCUUACCGGGAUUCUGUCAUAUUUUCCACAAACUUGUACAAAGCCGGGGGGAAUUUGGGGAGGAAGGAGUGGACUCCGAGACGAGUCGUGCUCCAACCUCGUAGCACCUUGGGUAAAGGACGACUUUCUUUUUACAAUGACAAAUCCGAACUUGUCUCUGAUCUCCCACUGGAGAAAGUGGCCGUCAUAACUAAAAAGGAGGGAAGCUCUUCUUCCUCACCACCAAACCUCCAGUAUUUUGAGCUUGGACUCGUUCAUUGGAAACAGAACAGUUUAGUUCUGGCCGCGGCAGAUGAGUUGGAGAGGGCAAAAUGGAUGGGGAAGUAUGUGGAGGCGCACACUGCUGUUAUUCCUCCAGUCCUCAGGGGCUCCUUCGAACGGGGUGGAUGGGUCUUCUUGAAGGAGACUGUUACCAGCGAUUGGAAACCUGGCUGGAUUCUGCUCAAGGACAGAAACCUCGUCUUUGUUUAUCAGGAUGGGGAAGAGUAUUUCGAUAUGGAUUUGAGGAAGGCGAGAUCUAUCGACCUAUGCGGAAAAGAGGAAGAGCAACGUUGUGGUUUCGUCGAUAACGGUGACGUCCUCACUCUCGACCUGUGUUGUCGGAUAUUGUACUUGCAAACGGAGAGCAGUCGUAUAACGCGAGACUGGGAGAAAGCGCUUCGGUCUGCUGCCUCCAGAAAUGGGACCCGUUUCGAUGAGAUGCAGCUCACCCUGGAAAAUGUGCCGGUCGUGGUCGACAAAUGCAUCGACUUUCUGUACGCUCAUGGCACCCUGGCAGAAGGGAUUUAUCGGCAGUCUGGCUCAAACACGAGAAUUGCCCAGUUGCUGGCUGACUUUCAAAAGGACGCGUGGGCGGUACAAAUAUCCCCCAAGGAGUUUUCCGCCCAUGAUGUAGCAGGGACGUUGAAGAGAUUUUUUAGAACAUUGCCCGAACCUCUAGUCACGUCAGAGUUGUAUCCUGGAUGGAUUAAAGCAGCUGCGAUAACUGACCGUACAGCGAAGGAAACUGAGUACACUCGCCUCCUGGAGAGUCUGCCACCUUUAAAUUAUAACAUCCUUAAAAAGUUAAUGUGUCAUUUAUACGCUGUGCAUGAGCUGCACGAGAAAAAUCUGAUGCCGUUGAUCAACCUGGCACCAAUUUGGGGUCCUACUUUGAUGAGUGUCGAUGGUGAUGCUUCCGGACUCUCGUAUGACUCUGCCUGUGCCGAAUGUGAAGUAGUGAAAGAACUGAUUGAAGGAUAUUGCACUCUGUUUCGUGUUGACGAGGAAGAACGCGCCCGUGAGAGAAGGAUGCACCUCGCCCUAGAAAACUUUCAUCUGGGUUCCUUACGUCGAAAGUGUUCUGGGGACAUGAAGCUGUGGAUUUAUCUCUGGGACAAGGAUGAAACAUCUGCAACCAACGUGGCACUCACACCAUAUUCAACGGCUCAGGGAAUUGUGGCUCAAAUAUUGGAGAAUUCAAGGGUGCGAAAUAUAGAGAAUGUCGGUCUUCAUGAGGUCAUCGCGAACGGAAGUUUGGAGCGGGUUUUGCAUCCUAGUGAAAAAGUUAUAGACACAGUUUUACGCUGGAGCCUGUGGGAUAUUGAGGACCGGAAGGAUAAUUACCUUAUUCUGAAGAAGAAUCAGUUGUACCCGAGACUUUUACAAUAUGCUAAGGAACCCCACAUGCACGGAUCGGAAGUAAAGGUUGCCGACUCAAAGUCAAAGUCAUAUCGAAAGGUUCAGCUUCAAUUUAGUCAAGCUACCCUUAAACUGUUUAAGGAUGUUAAGUGCAAUACGGAACAAGCUUCAUACAAGAUUGAGGAUGUUGUGUGGUAUGUGGGUUGCGAAACCCGUCGUAAUCCUCCGACAAAGUGGACAUUUACCAUUGCUCCUAAAACUUAUCAUCUCAAAAGGAGUAAAGAUGAACCCUUCUUUGGUUGGGUGUUUGGCUGCGGGAGCGAGGAAGAGUUGCACCGCUGGCUGGGAGCUUUAGUAGUUGGAGAACAUCCGGAAGGACUGUACCCCAACGUUGUGCUUUGAUCUGAUAAAUUAUUAAGCCACGAGUGCGCAUAUAUUUAUAUGUCUACCAGGUAUCGACGAAUUCUGACAAUUUAACUAAAUUCAAAUCAAGCCUUGCAAUGGAACGCUUCAAUAUGCCUUAACUAAAGUGAAUCAAACGAUUUCAGUGUAGGAAAUAUAUUUGAGAGAAUACUAAAAACUUUUAUAUGUGUAUGAUUCCUGAAGUUGAUCUGUCUCUCUCUGUUUCCAAACAAGCGACUUUCCGUCCCAUCUUUUUUAUUGUCACUGUUAAAUAUUCCUUGGCAUUGUGCUGCCUAAUCUAGACGAAGAUGACCAGAUGCCUUAUUGUUAACUUGUAUAUUGUUUUGUCGUACCAAACUAUUUAAUCGUUACGGUUUGGCCUUUGUUUUUAACAUGAUGUAAUUUUUUAGUGAAAUGAAAUGGACCAACUUUUAUUAAGUCUUACAUAUUUACUUGCAAAAUAUAUUAUGUUCUCAAUACCCGUAUAGUUCCUACAAUAUUGUUUGUACAGUAGUGUUUCUAUUUUGUAAGAAGUCAAAACCUGAAAACUGACAAUUACUUUUACGAAACAUUUGUGUGUAUUCUUUGAAUGCUAUAUUAUGUGCAUCUUGUUGACAUUUUUAAAAUAGUGAAAUAACGAACUAGUUCAAUCAAGCGAAUGGUGUGCUAUAGACUGUGCCACAAUAUUUUAUCAUUUUAUUACGGUAAAAAUGCGAUAGCGUAAAUAACUAUGACGUUGUGAAUGAAUUGUUUGCAGUGCAUACGAUAGGUUAUCAUUCUUCGAUAUUAUUAUAGUGUCGUCAUUCUAGUUAGUUUUGCUAUUGCAACUAUUCUGUACUUGAUGUGUGCUGUUUACAAAAAUGCUAAAUAAAAAUGUCGAAAAACUGAACAUUCAA